AUGAACACUCUCAUCGUCCUUUGUUCUGUGUUGGCACUACUGCAGCAAGCCUACGCGCAGUGUUUGCCAACGGCGUACUGUCUGCCUGCACCUACGCCGGCUCCAGUUUGUCUGCCCGCUCCAGCACCAUGUCCGAUUGUCUUACCAGGGGCUCCCGCCUUACCGCCGGAACUAGCUGCACUUAUCCCAUUAUUAUCUUCAACACUGUCGGCUUCUCUAGCGGCUACUCUACCACCACUUCUAGAAGCAGCACUGCCGACAGUGCUGUCGUCUGCUUUGGCAGCUGCUGCUCCUCUGCUAGCUGCAGCCUUACCUCCGUGCGCAUCGUGCCUACCGUGCUCAUCGUGCGUACCGUGCUCACCGUGCACAACGUGCAGUCUACCAGCAACAACGUUAGUGUACUACUAA
Parnassius mnemosyne (clouded apollo) is the source of this 408-nucleotide messenger RNA. NCBI's taxonomy places the organism in Eukaryota, Metazoa, Arthropoda, Insecta, Lepidoptera, Papilionidae. The record is from the annotation of a GenBank genome assembly.